Messenger RNA from Fragaria vesca subsp. vesca, 2868 nucleotides. RefSeq lists its product as uncharacterized. The transcript is spliced from 4 exons. NCBI's taxonomy places the organism in Eukaryota, Viridiplantae, Streptophyta, Magnoliopsida, Rosales, Rosaceae. Gene Ontology annotation, biological process: 5S class rRNA transcription by RNA polymerase III; transcription initiation at RNA polymerase III promoter. Gene Ontology annotation, molecular function: DNA binding. The coding region runs from base 1 to 2745 and encodes 914 amino acids. The record is from RefSeq and is a predicted model, not a curated record. Gene Ontology annotation, cellular component: transcription factor TFIIIC complex.
AUGGACUCGAUUUUGAACUCAUCCUUGGAACAAAUCUGCUCCGAAGGUCCAAACGGUCUCCUCCUCCAAACCCUCUCCUCCAGACUCAACCUCUCUCCGCCACUCCAACAACCCCUAUGGGCGGCGCUACUCUCCAUCCCCUCCCUCAAAUUCCACACCCAAAACCAAAACGCCACCGUUUCGCACCUCCCAACCGACCCUUCAAUCCAGUCCUUCCGAGACGCCGAGAAUCUCAACCUGAAGCUCGUCGCAGACCAGCCUCUCCGCAACAACUUCCUCGGCCUCUACGACGUCCGGUCCGCCGCCGACGCCAUGUGCGCGUACCAACGCAAAACCCUAGAGCGCGUGGCCGCGGCUGGGUCAAAGGGGAUCACGCAGAGUCAACUCUCCAAGGAGCUUGGGAUUAGAGGUGAGAAUUUCUUUUACAAAUUGAGGAGGCUUGAAUGUCAAGGCUUGGUUGUCAAGAAAUGCUUGGAUGAUACCAAUUUAGUGUGCUUAAAUCGUUACGCAAAGCAUUUAGGUUUAGGGUUUGAACCACAGAGGGUUGAGGUGAGUAAAUGUGAGGGUGAAGAGAGUGAGAGCAAGAAGAGUGGUGGUGAUUUUACUGCGGAGCUUCCGAUUGAGCAUCAGAUUUACGAGAUGGUUAAUGAGGCCGGGUCGAGGGGGGUCAUUGUGUUUAAGGUUGCAGAGAGGCUGGGAAUUGAUAGGAAAGAGAAUAGGAAGAGGAUUGAGAGUUUGUGCUCCAAGUUUGGGAUGAUUAUGGAUAAGGAGAAAUGUGGAAAGACUCAAGUGUAUCGAGUUUGGGCGCCUGGGAAACGCAAUGCUGAAUCAGCUAAUGAGAUUCAGAAUGAGUCAGAAUGUGUUGGUCGAAGUAAGUUUACUGAAGAUGUUCUUGAUGGGUCUGUUCAGAAAGGUGAUACUGCAAUGGCAACAGCCACAAAUGAUGUCUCGUCAGGAAUGCCACCUGCUGCGGAAUGUGCCAGGCCUAGAAGGGGAAAAGGUGUACUAGAACCAUCGCAGGAUAAAGGGGAUCAACUUCAAUCUCAGGGAUUUAAAAGCCCUUUGCAGAAAAGGAAGAGAUCUUCUGAAGCAGCAUCUAUAGAGUUUAUAGAAGUUGAUGGCAUAACUGAGCACCAACCUGGAUCAAAUGAAGAUGGUGAGGAGGGGUGUGCUUUUUCAAAGUCAAAAUCACCAAGGUUUUUAUGGACAGAGGAGGCUGAUAGGCAGUUAGUAAUCCAAUAUGUAAGACGUUGUGCAACUCUUGGGGCAAAAUAUCAUCACCAUAUAAAUUGGAGUUCACUUCCAGACCUUCCAGCGCCUGCAAGUACCUGCAAAAGAAGAAUGUCAUAUCUAAAGAUCAGUAAUGGAAAAUUUAGAAAAUCUUUGAUGAGACUGUGUAACAUGCUCAGUAAACGGUAUGCAAAGCUCCGGCAGAAAAGCCAGAACAGGUCAUUUAACCAAGAUGAUUGCGGAUCACUUUUUCAAGAUUCAACAGAGGAGGGUUGUAACCAGAAUUAUCCUCUCAGUGACCAUGGGACAGGUCUCCAGGAAGAACCAUGGGAUCACUUUAAUGACAAAAAUAUUAAAGAAGUGCUUGAGGAGAUACUUCAUUAUGUGAGGUCGACUAAGUCUGUUGCCUCCAAAACAUAUGGAGCUUCCUGUAGGGAGGGGUCAGAUCUUAAUGCUAAUGCUGAAGAAGAUGUCUUCCCCAAUAUUUGCAAGUCACCAUUUCCAACUGAUUCAGGCAAGAGAGCUGCCAAAUUUGCUCAUUGGCUCCACAAAAGAGAUAGAGAUCUACUGGGGAGGGGGAUUGAUCUUCCAACAGAAAUACAGUGUGGUGACCUCUUUCAUUUGUUUGCUUUAGUUUCUUCAGGUGAAUUGUCAAUCUCCCCAUGCUUGCCAGAUGGAGUGAGAGAAGCAGAAGAUUUGAGAAGCUCAAAACAGAAAAUUGGUAGGAAUGAACAUCUGAAUGCUAAAAGAUUAAAAUCCUUGGUAGCAGAAAGUGAGAUUAUUUCCCGUCGAGAAAAAGGUUUCCCGGGUCUUAUGGUAUCUGUAUAUCGUCCGGCAUCUUCUAAACUUGAUUGUGAUGAUUUGUUCAAAGAUGAAGAACAUUUUGGUGGGAAUCAUCAAGACUCUUCAGCCCAGAAUCAGAUUAGAGAAAUCCUCAAUCCAGGCAUCGUUACCCCAGUAACAGAGAAUUGUAGAGAGUCACCUGACAAAGGUAUCCUCCAUCCAGGAAGUUGCUAUAUUGGCGGCGCUCCGAAUGUUAAUGAUGCACAUAUUCUUAUUUCUCCUAAAGAGGUUGCUGCAUGCCCAUCUGAAAAACUAACUAACAGUGUGGAAGGCAAAGACAUCUCACCUAGAAGAGAUUUUGAUAAAUAUUCUAGAUGCUCUUCUGAUAAUUCGUUUGCACCUCGUCUUCCUUGGAUAAAUGUGGACGGGACUAUCAACAAGACCAUGUACGAGGGGCUCAGUCGACGUGUUUUCGGGAUUGUGAUGCAAAAUCCCGGUAUAUUGGAGGGUGAACUUAUCCAUAAGAUGGAUGGACUGAGUCUGCAAAGCUGUAAAAAAUUGUUGGCGGAGAUGAUUGAGGCAAAAUAUCUUCACAUCAGGACAAUGCGUCAAGCCACAACCAAUGGCCCCCCAGCAUUUCUAGGGACCCUCUCCGGAACCAGCCUCACCCAUUCAAAGGUGGUUUUCUGUAAGCAUCUCUUUGCAAAUUCCAUGAAUUCAUUCUUGCUAUAGGGUUGCUUUAUCUUUUUUCAGUAGUGAUGGUACAUUGUAAUGAGCAUCCUGUUCUGUACAGUGAAAGCACAUUGUAGUGAAGAAACUUAACACUAACAAGUACUGUAUAUAGGUAAACUCGUU